Messenger RNA from Fraxinus pennsylvanica, 1170 nucleotides. Lineage: Eukaryota; Viridiplantae; Streptophyta; Magnoliopsida; Lamiales; Oleaceae. The record is from the annotation of a GenBank genome assembly.
AUGGCAGCAGCAGAAUUUCAUUAUAAUAAGAAGACAAGACUGGUGCUGAUCUUUGUCAUAUCAUUAGUUUGUGGAAUGCUUAUCGUCAGCUUCUUGAUCUUUUGUCUCAUCAAGAAGAGAAAAGCGAAAAGAGCAUCUGAUUACAAUGUGAAAGAUAUAGAGCUGCCAAUGCUUGAUCUGACUACAGUUACUAAUGCAACCAAGAAGUUCUCAUUAACAAAUAUGAUAGGCGAAGGCGGUUUUGGAAUCGUUUACAAGGGUACAUUACCAACAGGGCAAGAAGUUGCAGUGAAGAGACUUUCAACAAAUUCUGGACAAGGUCUUCAAGAGUUUAAGAGUGAAGUAAUUCUUAUUGCCAGAUUGCAACACCGGAAUCUUGUCAGGCUUUUGGGAUGUUGCCUUGAAGGAGAUGAAAGGAUGCUUAUUUAUGAGUAUAUGCCCAACAAAAGCUUGGAUUACUUCAUUUUCGAUCAAGAUAGAAAAACAUUACUUACUUGGCAGAAGCGCUUUGAAAUUAUUAUGGGCAUAUCCAGAGGACUUCUUUACCUUCACCAGGAUUCUAGAUUAAGAAUUAUUCACCGAGAUCUUAAGACAAGCAACAUUUUGCUAGAUAGUGACUUGAACCCCAAAAUUUCUGAUUUUGGCCUUGCAAGAACUUUUGGUGGAGAUCAAACUGAAAGCAAAACAAAGAGAGUAGUUGGAACAUAUGGCUAUAUGUCACCUGAAUACGUUGUUGACGGAAAAUUCUCAGUGAAAUCCGACGUCUUUAGUUUUGGAGUGCUUUUACUAGAGAUAGUAAGUGGCAGAAAGAAUCGGACAUUUCAUCAUUCCACACAUCAUCAUAAUCUUUUAGGUCACGUAUGGUUAUUGUGGAAAGAAGGCAGGGCAUUUGAAUUAGCAAAUGAUGUUGCAGAGCUAUUGUUCUUUGUUGAAUCUGAAGUGGUUAGAUGCAUUCAGGUAGGCUUACUGUGUGUUCAAAAACUACCACAAGACAGGCCAACAAUGGCAUCAGUUGUUGUCAUGUUAAGCAACGAGACUGUGGCAUUACCACAACCUAAAGAGCCUGGGUUUUUUGUGGAGAGAAAUUGUGCUGAAACAGACACAUUAACAAGCGAGGAAAGAUGUCCCACUCAAAAUUUGUUGACAAUAUCAGCACUGGAAGCAAGAUAA